AUAUCCUCGUCAUAAUCCCUACGGAAUCAUCAGUUGAAGAUAUUAAUCUUUUUGCACGUCUCCGGAAAGCCUCUACGCCUUCACCUUAUCCUUUCCCCACCAGCACUUCUAACCACCGUGCUUACUUUCUGAAAGAAUCCCCACACGUUUCAAAAUGGCUUCUGCGGUUAAGGAGGUAGUUUCCAACAUCGUCGAUAAAAUAUAUGGCCAUUCGGAAUACAGCUUUCGCCAACUGUCACCGGAGGAGUUCGAGCAGCUAAAGCAGAAGUACACCAGCGCGGGCCAAGGUCAGGUAUUCGCUUUCUUAGAUGAGUUACUGCCCGCUGAAAAGGCUCGACUUUACGACCAACUAUCAAAAUUUGAUCCUUCUCGCAUCAACGAGCUCGCCGAAAAGGCCCUAAACUCCCCAGCGGCCCAAAACGAACCUGUCUCCCUCGAGCCACUUCCGGAGGUGGCCACGGCUUCGAUCCUCGACUCAGAUCCCAAGGACAUCCAGCGAUGGUAUGAUGAGGGUCUCAAACAGGUCGCGGAGAACAAGGUGGCGGUGGUCUUGAUGGCUGGUGGACAAGGCACACGUCUGGGUAGUUCCGCGCCCAAGGGCUGCUUCGAUAUCGGGCUUCCUAGUCACAAGUCGCUUUUCCAGAUCCAGGCGGAGAGGAUUGCGAAGCUUCAAAUCCUGGCUCAAAAGGCCACCGGGAAGGCGAAUGUGGUUAUCCCUUGGUAUGUCAUGACCAGCGGACCUACUCGAAAGCCUACGGAGGAGUUCUUCCAACAAUACCAAUACUUCGGGUUGAGCAAGGACAACGUGAUUAUUUUUGAACAGGGCGUCUUGCCUUGUAUCUCCAAUGACGGCAAGAUAAUGAUGGAGAGCAAGUCCAAGGUUGCUGUUGCGCCUGAUGGCAACGGUGGUAUUUACCAGGCUAUUGUGACGUCUGGUGUGCGCGAGGAUAUGCGGCGACGUGGGAUCCAGCACAUCCAUACCUACUGCGUUGACAAUUGUCUCGUCAGGGUCGCAGAUCCCGUCUUUAUUGGCUUUUCUGCUUCUAAGGAUGUAGACAUCGCCACUAAAGUGGUACGGAAGCGUAAUGCUACCGAGUCGGUGGGCUUGAUCUUACAGAAGAACGGCAAGCCAGAUGUCGUCGAGUACUCUGAGAUUGACAAGGAAACAGCCGAGGCCAAGGAUCCUAAGCAGCCUAGUGUGUUGAAAUUCCGUGCGGCAAAUAUUGUCAACCACUACUACUCGUUCCGUUUCUUCGAAUCCAUCCAGGACUGGGCUCACAAACUGCCCCAUCACGUCGCGAGAAAGAAGAUUCCUUGCAUCAAGCCGGAGACCGGCGAGGCAUUCAAACCGGAGAAACCAAAUGGUAUCAAGCUGGAGCAGUUUGUCUUUGAUGUCUUCCCAUUCAUUCCUCUGGAGAAAUUCGCCUGCAUCGAGGUUCGACGUGAGGAUGAGUUUUCUCCCCUGAAAAACGCACGCGGUACUGGGGAAGAUGAUCCUGAUACCAGCAAAUUGGAUAUCAUGAAGCAAGGACAGCGUUGGGUUGAAAGUGCUGGCGGGGUUGUUGUUACUGAGGAUGGCGCUGUCGGUGUGGAGGUGUCUCCGUUGAUUAGCUACGGAGGUGAAGGACUUCAAUUCCUUAAGGGUCGCGAGAUCAAAGCACCUGCUGUCAUUGAGAAGGAGGAGUGAGAGCGCCCGGAUACGGAAAAAAAAGAAAACGAUAAGACAAAAGGCCUUAACCGACCCCUACGGUAACCUUCGGGGUCGCGCGUAUUGCGCGACCCUGACAACCACCCGAGCACCCCAGCCACCCGAGCACCGAUUUUAGAACUUCGUAGAAUUCCAACCCAUCAACUUUAUCAUAUAAUUCAACCACCACCACCAUGCCCAAAUUCAAUAAAAAUUAUGAAGAUCGAAUGCUCAAAGCUAUUGACGCGUUAAGCACACAAAAUCCCCCAAAUAUCGCCAAAACUGCACGUGAAUAUGGAGUUAAACGGCAAACCCUCUCCGCAAGGUGGAAGGGACGGUCCAAUCUAUGUGAACGACCACCAACCAACACCAGAUUAUCAGAAGAGCAAGAAAAGGCUCUGUGUCACUAUGUUGAUACUCUAGAGCAAUUAAAUAUAAAGCCACUUGCACAAAUGAUCCAAUCAAGUGCCAAUUCUAUUCUGAGAUCAACCCAUACCAGCCUAGACACCCCUCCACCUACUGUCAGCGAGAAAUGGUUAAACUGAUGGCUAGGAAGGCAUCCUGAAUAUAAAAGACGUCGCUCUAGAGCUAUAGAGCUUGACCACAAGCGUGCAGAGGAUCAUGAGGUUAUUCAGGAGUGGUUUCAGAAGCUCCAUCAGACCAUCCAGAACCAUGGGAUAUUAAAGGAGGAUAUCUACAAUUUUGAUGAGACUGGCUUCAAUAUCAGUGUUGGUUGUGAUCAAUGGAUUAUUACCAGGGACUUCAAUAUUAAUAAGCCUCAUAUUGG
This is a messenger RNA of Monascus purpureus, 2474 nucleotides long. Lineage: Eukaryota; Fungi; Ascomycota; Eurotiomycetes; Eurotiales; Aspergillaceae. The record is from the annotation of a GenBank genome assembly.